Exophiala dermatitidis NIH/UT8656 is the source of this 1143-nucleotide messenger RNA. RefSeq names its product mannan polymerase complexes MNN9 subunit. Gene Ontology annotation, molecular function: alpha-1,6-mannosyltransferase activity. Lineage: Eukaryota; Fungi; Ascomycota; Eurotiomycetes; Chaetothyriales; Herpotrichiellaceae. The record is from RefSeq and is a predicted model, not a curated record. Gene Ontology annotation, cellular component: mannan polymerase complex. The coding region runs from base 1 to 1143 and encodes 380 amino acids. Gene Ontology annotation, biological process: protein N-linked glycosylation; cell wall mannoprotein biosynthetic process. The transcript has a single exon.
AUGCCGUACUUCGACAUGCGUCAAAAGCGCAGCAGCAAUCGAACGACCAUUCUUGGUGUCUUACUCGGCGUUGUCUUUGUCUACUUCAUCUACAGCAUCCGCACCAUAUCCCCCGACGCCUCCAACCAACUGCAGCGGGCCCAAAAUGUCGUCGCCGAGAACCCUCUUUCACCACCCACCUCAGCCUUCCGGAAACAACGCAAACUGCAAAGUGCAGACGACGUCCUUCCUCCUCCGCCUGUCGUUCAUUACCAGUUGAACAAUCUGACCGCAUCAGCCAACCCCGCUGCGAAUAAUGAAAAAGUCCUGAUUCUCACACCCCUUGCCCGCUUCUAUCCGGAAUACUGGAACAACCUCCUCCGUCUUAGUUACCCUCACCGUCACAUCAGUCUGGGUUUCAUCACACCUAGGACAAAAGAAGGACAUGCUGCCACCGCUGCUUUACAGGAAGCCGUCAGGAAGACCCAAUCUGGCCCAGAAGAUCAACGAUUUCAAUCGGUGACAAUACUGCGACAGGACUUCGAUCCUCCCAUCGUAUCUCAAGAUGAAAAGGAACGCCACAAGAUGGAAAACCAGAAAGAACGCCGUGCCUCUAUGGCUCGCGCACGGAACAGUCUCCUUUUCACCACAAUUGGUCCUCAUACUUCCUGGGUUCUGUGGCUGGAUGCCGACAUUAUCGAAACACCGCCCACGUUGAUCCAAGAUCUAGCCAGUCAUGACAAAGCCAUUAUUGUCCCCAAUUGCUUCCAGCGAUACAUCAAUGACAAGGGCAAGCCGGAUGUGCGACCUUACGACUACAACUCCUGGAUGGAUAGUCAAACAGCAAAGGACUUGGCAGCGGAAAUGGGCCCCGACGAUAUUUUACUCGAAGGCUAUGCCGAGAUGCCUACGUAUAGGACACUCAUGGCGAUGUCGGCCAAGUUUGGAGAGGAUCGCGAUGAGCGUCGACUGAUGCCUCUGGACGGCGUCGGCGGGACAGCUUUGUUGGUCAAGGCCGAAGUCCACCGUGACGGUGCCAUGUUUCCACCAUUCCCGUUCUAUCAUCUCAUUGAAACCGAGGGUUUCGCGAAGAUGGCGAAACGGCUGCAUUUUGAUGCUUUCGGCUUGCCCGAUUAUUUCGUAAGUCGCCUUUCCCGUCGUUAG